AUGGCUGCGGGCUACAAGAAAUCUUUUUUUAACUUGUUUUCCAGGGAGAGGCAAGUGGCAAUUCAGUGCAUGUUUGCCUUCAGUGUCAUCGCCCUCUCAGGCGUUCUCAAGCUCCUGGAGAGGAGCUUCCACCUGCCGCACACCCUGGUGCUGUUCGUGCUGACGACGCUGGGCUCCUACGGCUACACCUUCACGGCCGACUUCACGCGCAUCGCGACCGACGCGACGCACAGCUUCAGCGAGUCCGAGCUGCUCGUCGUGUUCCUGCCGGCCCUGGCCUUCCACGCCACGCACGGAAUCAACUUCUACGUCUUCCGGCGCUGCCUGGUCGAGAUUCUGCUCUUCGCCGUCGGCACCACCAUGAUCAACACGUACAUCAUGAUGGAGUACAACAUGGCCGUCAUGCGCAACAAGUUCGGCCGCCUCUGGUGCUUCAUCCUGGGCGCCCUGCAAACUUGCACCGAGCGCGUCUCCGUCGCCGACAGCCUGCUCAACAAAGGCAAGCACCCGAUGAUCGCCACCAUCUUGAACGUGGAGACCUUAGUAAGCGCCAUCCUGUCGUGGGACAUUCUGAGCAUCAUCAUCCGCCAAGCCCAGAGUCACAAUCGCAUCAGCGUGCUCCCGCUGCUGCUGGAGAUGAACGUGUCCAUGGUGCUCAGCGGGGCAUGUGGCCUGCUGUGCGCGUUGCUGGUGAAGAUGACGCUGCACCGCUGCCGCUUCCACCCUCAGAGCAUGGUCGUGUUCAUAGUGGCCUCGUCGUACGCCCUGUUCGCGUUGCUCAAGCUGUACGGCGGCUGCGGCAUCCUGGGCGUCAUCUUCUUCUGCGUCAUGAUCAGCACCGACACGCUCAUCACGUCCACGGGGCUGGAGGACGAGCUCAAGCGGUACUGGGAGGUGCUCCAUGAUACCAGUGAAGUGAUAUCGCUGCUGUUGUGUGCCCUCUAUAUCGGCCACGAGAUAACACCCAAUGUGAACGCCGCCGACAUAAGCACAUCGCUCUUGACGUACUUGGUAGCCGUCGCGUCCCGUGCCGUGUCGGUGGUGUGCAUGCUGCCGUUCCUGUCGUCGGUGCGCUCUUCGUCGCGUCUCGCCCAGGCGUUGAUCCUCAUCUGGCUGGGCAUGCGCGGCUCCUACCGCAUCUUCCUGUCCUUACACUACCUGAGACUGCUCAACGUCUCCAUCGGGGAGGCCACGCGGGGAAUCAUCCACGUCGCAAGUGCCAUGAUUUUCGUAGACUUGAUCAACGUGAUGCUGUUCGAAAACAUCUUGACAUUCAUCGGAUACGUGAGCGACUCGGAGCUGGAGCGGCUGACGCUGGCGAACGCGUUGCGCUACCUGCGCCACACUUCCCGCGUGGCGGCUCACGCCGAGCGCGCCGAGGCGCGGUUCGUGCCCGUCGACUGGCGCUGGGUCACCGGGCGCACCUACGUCACCGACCUGCGCAAGCGGUCGGCCAAGGGAUCGACCGCCGUGCAACUGGCCGCCAUGAGGGACGCCGACGGAGUCGCGAAUGAACACUUAAUUGACAAUUUGAGUGCCGACCAGGAGGCCAUCAACAUGAAGGCUUACGAGUUUGCUAUCGAAAACGCCAUCCGCAUACAAAGGGUCAGCUACCAGAAGCAGUACCGGUCGGGUAUGAUUCAAAAGAAGACGGAGGCGCGCCUGCUCGCCGCCUUGCAGUACCCGUACGAGAGCAAAACGUAA
Molecule: messenger RNA, 1704 nt
Organism: Dermacentor silvarum
Lineage: Eukaryota; Metazoa; Arthropoda; Arachnida; Ixodida; Ixodidae
Exons: 11
Coding region: 1-1704 (567 amino acids)
Biological process (GO): proton transmembrane transport
Cellular component (GO): membrane
Molecular function (GO): sodium:proton antiporter activity
Source: RefSeq, a predicted model, not a curated record